AUGUCAAUCAAUUCACCCCUGACGAGCAGAGGUGCGAAUAACACUUCAAGGCUACACACUCUCGUGAUUUAUCAGGGAGAUACGUCGUCAGGAUUCCACUCAAAUCACCAAUUACGAGACACUCAACCACAUGACGAAUCAUCCAUCUCCAGUCGUCGCUCACACUUCUACCUGCCACAUCACGGUGUUCUCAAGCCUGACAGUACAACAACAAAGCUGCGGGUCGUGUUUAAUGGCUCCAGCGCAUCCACAUCAGGCUACUCUGUCAACGACCUCAUGUACACGGGAGCGAAAUUGCAUCUGAACAUCUCAGAUGUUCUCCUCUGGAUACGGAGACAUCGUCACAUUUUCGCUACGGAUAUCACCAAGAUGUACAGGCAGAUCAAAAUUCACAAGGAUGACUGGAAGUUGCAGCGGAUACUCUGGAUGGACGAUCAACUCAAUGAAGUGCCAUAUCAUCUGACAACGGUCACCUACGGGACAAAGGCCGCGCCGUUCUUGGCCGUAAGGACGCUGUUACAACUAGCAGAGGACGAAGGACAUAAAUACACUGGCUGUGCCAUCCAUCACUCACGGCAGGAGGUCGCACAUCAACUAAAGGGCCUCUGCAUGGCGGGCGGCUUCCCACUAGCAAAAUGGCAUGCAACUCAUCUCGACAUACUCAAGACUGUCACCGACAGCGAAGACCAAGUGGCUCAGAUAUUCGAUCCACUUGGCUUUGCAUCACCCGUCGUGAUCAAGGCCAAAAUUCUCUUGCAGGAGCUGUGGCUGCAUAAGCUCCAAUGGGAUGAUCCACUGCCAUCCCAGCUCUCAGCCCGGUGGCUCAUUAUCAGAGAAGAACUCACAAGCUUGGCCAAGCUCUCAAUAUCUCGGUGGCUCAACACAUGGAGCGACUCGCAAGUGGAACUUCAUGGAUUCUCUGAUGCUUCUCAAUUGGCAAUGGCUGCAGUCAUAUACAUAUCCGUUCACGACUCAACCGGCGCCACGUUCUCACUUGUGUGCUCCAAGACUAAGGUAACACUUCUCAAGCGGCUCUCAAUCCCGCGACUGGAACUCACGGCUGCUCUACUGCUCUCUCGACUCAUGCAAUACGUCAAAGCCACUUUGAACAUGGACGUAACGGCAACUCAUAUGUGGACGGACUCUCUAGUGACACUUUCGUGGAUCAGAUCUCAUGCAUCACGCUGGAAGGAUUUUGUCAGGAACAGGGUGGCUCAAAUUCAAGAACUCACUCCAGCUGCUCACUGGAGAUACAUACCUGGAACUUCCAAUCCGGCUGAUUGCGCAUCACGAGGCCUCACGACUGCUCAACUUCAAAGCACUCGCUUUCGUGGACGGGACCAUGAUGUCCACGACUCAUUGCCUGUCAGAUACAUCUCUCCAGAGACCUUGGAGAAAGCGAGGCUCUUCUGGAUUCAGGCUACUCAAGCAACGUACUUCUCGCACGAGCUCAAGGCGCUACAAGCCGACUCACCGUUGGCAAAGGCACACGCAUUCAACAGAUUAACUGCGUACAUCGACGCUCAAGGAGUCAUUCGCGUCGGCGGACGACUCGCUCACGCAGCUCUCUCACUCGAUGCGACACAUCCUGUAAUAUUGCCUCGUCACUCUCAGCUGUCGUCAUUGAUCAUCGCUCACGCUCAUCAACGGACUCUACAUGGAGGCACGCAGCUUACGCUGUCGCACAUCCGACAACAAUACUGGAUUCUCGGCGGGAGGGCUCCUGUCAAGUCUCACAUUCUGCGGUGUGUCACGUGUGCUCGGCAGAGGGGGAUCCGUGCUCAUCAAUUGAUGGGCCAACUACCUCUCUCUCGGGUUACGCAGGCACGACCGUUCACUCAUACAGGUGUGGACUACGCAGGGCCACUCACCGUCAAAACAUGGAAAGGAAGAGGUGCCAAAACCUGUAAAGGCUGGAUCUGCGUUUUCGUCUGCUUCUCAACCUCAACAGUACACCUCGAGGCGGUCAGUGAUUACUCAUCCGAAGGGUUCAUUGCCGCCUAUCGACGCUUCUCAUCCAGACGCGGCAUCGCUCACACCUUACACUCAGACUGCGGCACCAAUUUCAUCGGCGCGGAUACAGCUCUCAAAAGGCUAUUCAUCCAGAGCACUCAAGAACAUCAGCGAGUUUCUCACCUGCUCUCGCAAGACAACACCCGAUGGAAAUUCAAUCCCCCAGCGACACCUCACAUGGGAGGAAAAUGGGAGGCCAUCGUAAAAUCACUCAAAUUCCAUCUACGGCGCACCAUUGGAGAAGCCGUACUCACCUAUGAGGAGCUCACCACAUUGCUCACUCAAAUUGAGGCAAUCCUCAACUCGCGACCUCUCGAACCAUUGAGUGACGAUGCGGACGACAUCUCAGCACUCACGCCAGGCCACUUCCUCGUAGGAAGUCCGCUCACCACCAUACCAGAGCCAUCACUCACCGUACAGUUAAUUAAUGAACUCCUCACGUUCUGUCCUUAA
Molecule: messenger RNA, 2466 nt
Organism: Vollenhovia emeryi
Lineage: Eukaryota; Metazoa; Arthropoda; Insecta; Hymenoptera; Formicidae
Exons: 5
Coding region: 1-2466 (821 amino acids)
Biological process (GO): DNA integration
Molecular function (GO): nucleic acid binding
Source: RefSeq, a predicted model, not a curated record